Messenger RNA from Dicentrarchus labrax (European seabass), 7133 nucleotides. It is a transcript of the gene slc25a14, whose product is annotated as solute carrier family 25 member 14. The record is from RefSeq and is a predicted model, not a curated record. Bases 204 to 1064 code for a protein of 286 amino acids. Gene Ontology annotation, biological process: mitochondrial transport. Gene Ontology annotation, cellular component: mitochondrial membrane. The transcript is spliced from 9 exons. Lineage: Eukaryota; Metazoa; Chordata; Actinopteri; Moronidae.
ACGACGGCUCGGCUGUGUUUGACAUUAGCUGAAAUGGGAAGCUAACAGCAGACGAGAAGUUUUCCGCUUUCACUUUCUUAAAGUCAAGCCACGUAUAUCCAUUAAAAAAAGUCAUGGAAAACCGAGUCAAAUAGCAGCUUCGCCCAUUUGUUAUCGACACCACAGCGGGGCUGCAGCAGGUGGAAGCAGCCGCCGCCGCGGAGAUGGCCAACUUGAACUGGAAGCCGUUCAUCUACGGAGGGAUGGCCUCGAUUGUCGCAGAAUUCGGCACAUUUCCCAUUGACCUGACUAAGACCCGGCUACAGGUCCAGGGUCAGUCCCAGUACACGGAGGUCCGGUACAAAGGCAUGUUCCAUGCCCUCUUCAGGAUCGGCAAGGAGGAGGGCAUCCGAGCGCUCUACUCUGGGAUUUCUCCCGCCCUGUUGAGACAAGCUUCUUAUGGGACAAUCAAGAUAGGAACUUACAACUCUCUGAAGAGGCUGUUUGUCGCUCAUCCAGAAGACGAGACCAUGGUCAUCAACGUCUUCUGUGGUGUCGUGUCUGGAGUACUGUCCUCCUCCCUGGCCAACCCCACUGACGUCCUCAAGAUCAGAAUGCAAGCGCAGGGCAGUUUGCUCCAAGGCAGCAUGAUGGCCAACUUCAUCAACAUCUACCAGACAGAGGGCACCAGAGGGCUGUGGAGAGGUGUCAUCCCCACAGCGCAGCGAGCAGCCAUAGUCGUCGGGGUGGAACUUCCUGUCUAUGACAUAACGAAGAAGCACCUCCUUCGCUCUGGCGUCAUGGGAGACACCAUUUUGACACAUUUCAUCUCAAGUUUCACGUGUGGUUUGGCGGGGGCGCUGGCCUCCAACCCUGUAGACGUGGUCCGGACCCGUAUGAUGAACCAGCGAGUUAUGUCAGGAGGCCCUCUCUACAAAGGAACACUGGACGGAGUGAUGCAGACGUGGAAGAAUGAGGGCUUCUUCGCUCUCUAUAAGGGAUUCUGGCCUAACUGGCUGCGACUGGGGCCUUGGAACAUCAUUUUCUUCAUCACCUUCGAGCAGCUGAAGAAGCUCCCAUUUUAACACCAGCAGGAAGUGGGACUUCACAGGACUGUCAGACUGUGACGGGCAUAAGUGGGGUGUGAGCACGGCAGCACCUGGAGUUUUGGCACCAGUAUAUUCACACUCCCCUCAAAUUCAUACGAAUGAUACAAUACGGUAUCAGUCAUCUCUUCCUGCCCACCUAAAUCUUAUGUUGAUUUCUCUUCUUUUUUUUUUUUUUGCAAAGUGUUUUAUUUAUUGUCACUGGUUUUGUUUUCGUACUGUUUUAAGGACUGCUGCUUUGAUGAUUUCUCUCACCCUCAACCACCGUUGAAACUCCCCAGGCAGCUAAAUGUUUGAUUGUAGCAGAAGAAUUGGAAAGUUUGGGAGACUGAGUUUAUUUCCUUGAGCUGAUAAGAAAGACAGAGUUUAUCAUUGUGGAUUGGGUGAGUGGAGUCUUGUGAACUUUGGCCUUUCUUAAAUGACAAACGGAGAUAGUGCUUGUGAUUUUUUUGCUCAGGAUUCCUACACGGGUCUGGAAAAAUGGGGAAAUUAAUUUAUUAAUAAGUCCAGGAAUUGCAGAAUGUCAGUUCAGACAUGCAUGGUUAACUCAGUUUGAGGAGAUUGGAAAAAGAAGAAAUGAAUAGGAAAUUCUAAAAUGAAUGACGUGUAGGAACGCUGUAUUUUAAAUGCAUGGGCACUGCAUGAAUGUGCUCGGAAAAUAAGUCAGAUUUAUCUUGUGGAAUUGCAUGGAAGACAAACUGACUGUUACAGGUACUUACUGUACUGAGAGAGAGAGAUAGAACAGCAUUAAGACUGAACACUGACAAAGGGGAGGACAUAAUUCUCAACAGCACUCCAGAAGAGUUAGUCUCUCUAAGGAAAGUGACACUCCCAUAAGUAUUUCGUGAUCUUAAGUAUAUUAAGGUGUCGCAAAGCCUCUGAAAUUUCACAAUGCAGUUUUAAUCUUUAAGUGGGUCAGUUGCCAGAAAAACACUCAACACAUGAACUGUUAUCUGAAUCAUUUUUUUGUUAGGGAAAGCAAUUUCUAGUCAUAUUGGAACACAAACUCUGAACAUGAAGUUUAACCUGAAACAAUCAGAAAUCUGAACCAAAGCCUCUCACAACAAAACAAAGCCUUUUUUUCUUCAAAUUUUUAUUUUUAAGGACAUAUUCAGUCCAGGUCAGUCACUGCUAAUGAAGUUUUUUUUGUUUUUGUUUGUUUGUUUUUGCUGUAGAGACAUUUAUUUUGUCAGUAUUGGGAGCUGUGAGCGGUGCUUGCUGCCAUAAUUUUAAUGAAUGAUCCGGUACAUAAUGUAAAUCACUGUACAGACUCAGUCACACAUGGAGGUGGAUGUAUUUUAUCUUACGCAUGUCCAGGUGUACAUAUGAUGCCUUGUUCUGCUAUUUUUACCUUUGUGUCCCUCGUUUGAGGUAAAGUGAUGGCAUGAAUAGAAAAGUGGCAGCUGGUUUGGAUAAAGAGGGCCUUUGUGCCAAAAAUAAGUUUCUACCAAACUGGGUUAAAUUAAUUUGCAGAUAAUUCUUACAACAUUUGAAUUUUGUGAAUCACAUUUUUUUUUAACUUCCUGUGUCAAACAGACCAAAUGCAUUUUUUUUUGUUACAUAACAUAAUUAUUUAUGGGAAGCCAUAUCUUAGCAGUAGUCCUAACACAUGCUACGGAUUAUGUGCAAAUACGUGUUGUCCCUUGUUUGACUUUGCACAGUGCAGCCUCUACGCCAGGUGACCUGGCUCCUUUUAUCCACCUGCAUCCCCGAACCUUUUUAAAAUGUUAUAUUUUAUUUGUAUUAUUUAUUUUCCUUUUUUUUUUUUUGGGAAAGUUUCAGUUUCUCAAAUUAUUCAGAUUUUGUUUUUUUAGAUGGUCAGUCAGACAUUUCUCAUGUUGGCAGCGAUGUUUUGUGGCUUAAUAACUUCAGAUGGGUGUCCCGAAAUGAUUUUGAGAUGGAGACAAGUCUUCUGUUAGAGCACAAACUAGUAGUUCUAUGACAAAUAUUUUACAAUCUGUAGCUUCAACGGCACUGGCACUUGCACCAUAUGUAUAAGGCUGUUCCCUGGUCUGUACUGUAGUUGCCUUUGUUAUAUUUAAGAGUGUAAACCAGCGGAGUGGAGCUGGUUUGACAGGCAGCAGUGUUCUCAGUGUGUCUUGGAGUCAGUGGUUGAACUCCUGAGAACAGUAGAGUCAAUCGUUCCCAGCAUAUUUCUGCCUUUCUGGUGAAUUUGAUGUAAAGAUAUGUUACAGUCCUGGAGCCCUGCACUGUUACAGCCUUAGGCUUUACGUUAGUCACCUGUUCAUAAUGUUAUUCUGUGGUAAUGUUGCCCCUCUGCCUAUACUGAUGCAUCAUUUAUCUCUCAGUGACUGACUGAGGUAACAGUCCUCAAUAUUGAAGAUUAAAAAAAACCAAAUACAUUUCAGUGCAUUUGCUUUUCUGAGCCAUUUCAACCUUCUGUUAACAGAUAGGCAUAGCACUCAAGUACAGUAAAGUAUCACAGUAUCAACCACUGCAACCUACCAUUAAAACAUUUACCUUCCAAAAAAUUGUGUGAGUUUUAAGUGAGUGAAAAUCAGCUCACAGAUAUUCAGUGUGCGAGAGCAGAGUGAGUCUGGGUGCAUGGAUUAAUCAUGGGAAUAGGGUCAUGGCUCAGGCUGAGGUCAGAGGUCAGAUGGAGAUGAGGCUGUUUCCAGAUUAAUACGGAUACAUUAAAGACGCCUCUUUGUGUUUGGUUUUGGGUUUCGUCCACACUGAUGCUUUCACCUGCUGAGACAUUUUGUUUUUAAACUACCAAAAUGGAAGGAAGGAAGAACAUUUUCAUUUAUUUAGUAAAAGUUCCAAACAGUUUAUUUUCAUUUUCUACUUAUUUUCUGUGUUCAUAAUGGAAUAUCUGGGGUUUUUCGACUGUUGAUCAGACAAAACAAACAAUUUGAGGGCAUCGAGGUCAUCUUUGGGUUCUAUGAAAUUCUGAUGGGCAUUCGCUUAUAUUGGACAUUUUAUAGAAUCAACAAUUAAUUGAUUAAUGGAAAAAACAAAUCUAUGAAAAUAAUCAUUAAUUGCAGCCAUAAUUGUGUUGGCUUUGUAAGAUGAAAAACAAAUCUUUAGAAGCAAAAUUCCACUGUGGAUGGAAACCUGUUGGACAUUGGCAUUUUCAGAUCGAUUCAUAUUAGCUUGAAUAUUACAGAAUUUGUUGGACAUGUAGUUUUGUCAGAAUAUAAAUGUUCAUUGGAAGGUGAAACACAUUAAACUGGACUGAGAUGCAGCACAUUGAGAAACAAAUCAAUACACAAAUCUCUAAACUCUUAUUUAAGCUAGUUGUAAAGGUUUCUUUUAUGGUAAUAAAGUUGCUCUGUGUGUACCUUUUGCACAUGCUGUGAAUGUAAAUGCUAUUGUGACACUUGGUCUGGUAAAUUAUAAGACCGUGUGUCUAUACAACAAAGUCAUGUCAUCAUAUGUAAAGGGUCAGAGUUGCCCAAAUCACCAACAGAACAUUAUACUUACUUACCUCUAGUCGUAUCCCUUGUGGUACUUUGAGUCAUUUGGGUGAUCUGACCCUUAGACCUGCUGGACAACCAGGAGUGCUUGUUUAAAAGGAGCCGACUGAUUUUAGCUUUCGCUCUCGAUGUUCAUCAAUCAUGUUCAUUUGAAGAACGUGUCAUCCUCAGCUGAUCAGCGUCACAUCACAGCCUGAUGUGUUCACUGUGUCCAGCCUUUAAAACGCCCUGUGUUUCAGCUCUGUGAUUAUUGUGUUGUUAAAGUUGUCGUUAUGGCUUAAUUAUUUUAGAGCCAUAUUUGGGAAUGUUCUGUUAAGGGCUUCUUUUUUUCUUUUUAGUUUUGCUUUUUAUGUGGAUCUGAUUUGACUCUAGAAUGAUUCAUUUAUUUAUUUGACUCUGUGUUCAGUGAACCUGAAUACAGUUCAGCGGAUGCUGCUGUCCAUUCCUGCACAAAUCUCUUUAUAAAGCAUUUCAUUCUAACACUGUCAUGUUUGAUUUUUAUUUUAGUUUUUUAAUUUGAACUGUUACUAUGUGCUCUGAGUCGACCACAUGCUGUCACUUAUUUGCCUAAUAAUUCAUUCCCUUCACCACUAUUGUAUGUUUAUGGUGAACAAUUUGAGCUUCCUUUACAAGGAAAUCAGCACCAAGCUGAAAAGCUGUGUUUCACCUCUGACCGUACACAGCAUCGUUGUUGGGUGUGGUCAGAAAUGUGUUCUGUUGCACCUGUAACCACACCCAACAGCGAUGUCACAGGGGUCUGGAGUACACCUGUAUGUCACUGCAGCACGGUGAGAAGCUAAACCAUUGGAGAUCAGUAAAGACCUCUUAGUAAAGACAUAUUUUGAAUUAAGUUAUUUAUCUGUAUGUUAAUACAGAGUGGCUGUAGUUUUGUUUUUUUGGACAUAGCAGUAACCUAAAAUCAUUCUUAAAGGGAAAAACUGCAACAAUUUCUUUGUAAACAACAGGCGGGCACCGUAACUUCCCAGAAGAGCUGGAUAAGCUGUUUGUUUCAAGAUAUAGUUACAGCCCAUCACUCCAGGAUGUGGUACAGCAUAAUGAAUCUGCGAGGUUAAAUAUGUGGCUAACAAAUUUGUUGAACUAUUGACCUGAUAAGUGGAUUUGCGUGUAUUCACUUCUUCCUACAAGCUAAUUGCACCAACUGCGAUGAUUCCAUCAGAAUACACAGAAAUUGCCAGAAAAUUGGGCUGUGUUUAAAUGCUGGUGUGUCCAAGACUUUACUCUCAUACCUGCAUCAGUUUGCAGUAAAAUAUCUCACUAAUGAUGUCAUUUAAGUAGGGGCGGAAACUUUGAUGAGUCUAAAUUGAUUUGUCUCCAACCUCCCCAGACGACAAGUCAUCCGUUUCCUAAGUCACACACCAGCUGUGUGUAUAAAGUGUGUAUUCCUCUCAGGGAGGGUCCUGUCUUUAGGGUACACCAGCAGAGAUCUGAAUGUGACUCCUUGGUACUAGACACUGUGGCUAGAUGUUCCGCCAUGUAAGGGAGUCCCGCUGUUUUCCUUAUCCUGUCCUGGUCUUAGGUCUGGCCUGGAUUCACACAAUCCAUUUGUACUCUGCAUCUCACGGUCUUCAUAAACGGAUGGGAGAUUGCUCAUUUGAGAGCUCCAGAAAAGGCUUGAAAGGGGAGCAUGAGUCAAGGUUAUUUUGGCAAACUAGCAGCUUUGACAUCAGUAUGAAUCAAGAGACUUGUCUUGAACAAUCCUCACGCUCCAAAAAAUAAGGAAAGUAGAUCCAAAUGGUCCAAAUCACUCUAUGUGAAAGCUUGGUUUAAUAAAAUGUUUUUGUUAAGAGUAGGGUUUUUUUAAUUUUUUCUUAUGAUUGUGCAGCAGCGCUUUAUGAAAGAGCGCUUGUGAUUGAUAGAAAGAAGUCAGAAAAUAGUUCCCUCCUGACAAGAGAACUUCUUCAAACAACAAUCUUUUUCUCUGCUUGUGACUUGUUUGUUUGUCCUCGCUUGAGCACCGUUUCCCUGUCUCAUGCUGAACAAAACAAAAGCACUGUUACAUUGAUCAAAUUAAGAAGACUGGCGACCAUUCAUUUAGUACUGGAUUUUGGCCUGUCGGCAUCAUUCCUCCUGAUCGCAGCCUGAGGGUCUGCAGGGAAAUUGGGGAUUUUUUGUGGUUUUUUUGUUUACUGAUAUGAUUGUUCAGUCACAUUUUCUAAAGGAAUUCUUCCUUUUUAAAGGCCAAAGUUGUGCACCCUCUACUAAACAAACUUCAUGUAGGUUUUUAAAGGGAGAGUUUGUGUCCCACUUCUAUUACGACGCUCCAGAGGCUUCAGUUCAAAGGCGUCAGUCAAAAUGUUUCGCCUUUCUGAUUUUAAAAUACUUCUGAGUCUGGGAAUUGUUAUUAACUGACAAAUCUGCAUCUGUGUAGCCAUCUGACAGGAGAAGAAAAUCUAUAAAUAUUUUUGUAAAUUUUCUCUUCACUUCCAUCAUUUGCACUUUUUGUGUGUCAUUGUUGUCUAUAACCUUUACGCUUGUUUCACUUGAUGAAUUUCUAUGGUGGAAGUUUUAAGAUUUUUGUUUUCCUUUGACAGAAUGGGUUUGGCUUUAUAUAAAUUCAAUGUUCACUCAAAUAAAAUAUAUGCUGUGA